Molecule: messenger RNA, 1338 nt
Organism: Anas platyrhynchos (mallard)
Lineage: Eukaryota; Metazoa; Chordata; Aves; Anseriformes; Anatidae
Product: D(1) dopamine receptor
Biological process (GO): vasodilation; adenylate cyclase-activating adrenergic receptor signaling pathway; positive regulation of MAPK cascade
Cellular component (GO): plasma membrane
Molecular function (GO): G protein-coupled receptor activity; dopamine neurotransmitter receptor activity
Source: RefSeq, a predicted model, not a curated record
AUGGAUGGUUUUUAUUCCUCCGCGGAAAGGGAGGCUGUGAUCAAUGACACCAGGAGCAGGAAGAGCUGGGCGGAGGAAGGCAACUCCACGUUGUCCUUCCGCGGGGUGACAGCUGCCUUGCUUCUCCUUCUCAUCCUCUCCACGCUCCUGGGCAACACCCUGGUGUGCGUGGCCGUCGUCAGGUUCAGCCACUUGCGCUCUAAGGUCACCAACUUCUUUGUGAUCUCCUUGGCGGUGUCUGACCUCUUCGUGGCUGUCCUGGUGAUGCCUUGGAAGGCUGCCACCGAGGUGGCGGGGUUCUGGCCCUUCGGGGCUUUCUGUGAUGUUUGGGUGGCUUUUGAUAUCAUGUGCUCCACGGCCUCCAUCCUCCAUUUGUGCAUCAUCAGCGUGGAUCGCUACUGGGCCAUCUCCAGCCCCUUCCGUUACGAGAGGAGGAUGACACAGCGCGUGGCUUUCGUCAUGAUCGCGGUGGCUUGGCUGCUCUCCCUCUUGAUUUCCUUCAUCCCCGUGCAGCUGAAGUGGCACAAGGACCGUGAGCUCCAUGGGGAGCAGGAGCUGGGUGUGAACAGCACCAGGGAGGAGGAGAGCUGUGAUUCCAGCCUCAGCAGGACUUAUGCCAUCUCAUCUUCUCUUGUUAGCUUCUACAUCCCCGUUGCCAUCAUGAUCGUGACGUACACCCGCAUCUUCCACAUUGCCCGGCGGCAGAUCCGCAGGAUCUCCUCCCUGGAGAGAGCCGUGGAACAUGCCCAAAGCUGCCACAGCAGCAACUGCCCUCACGGAGCCUCCCUGAAGAACUCCUUCAAGAAGGAGACCAAGGUCCUCAAGACCCUCUCCGUCAUCAUGGGUGUCUUUGUCUUCUGCUGGCUGCCUUUUUUCGUGCUCAACUGCAUGGUGCCCUUUUGUGAUCUCGACCUCCACGAGCCAGGAGAGCUGCCUUGCGUCAGCGAGACCGUCUUCAGCAUCUUUGCCUGGUUUGGCUGGGCCAACUCUUCCCUCAAUCCCAUCAUCUACGCCUUCAACGCAGAUUUUCGGAGAGCCUUCGCAACCCUCUUGGGCUGUGCCUACCUUUGCCCCAGCAACGCGGUGGAGACGGUGAACUUCAGCAACGAGCUGGUCUCCUACCACCACGACAGCACCUAUCAGAAGGAAAUGGUGACCCUUAGCUCCCCCCAGCUUCUCCCCCAUGCUGCUCCACAGCUGGAAUACAAUGAGGUGUCCUUCGACAAGGUUUCUCAGCUCUCCUCUCACAGCACCUGCCCUGCAGCGAUGCACGUGGAGCACGAAGUGGCUGUCUCGCUGGAGAAGAUUACACCUUUCACCAGCAAUGCCAUGGAUUGA